AUGGAUGUGUGUGAGCAGGUUUGUUUACAGCCUCACUUCAAAACAAAACAAUAAUUAUUUUUAGGCAUAUGCGCUAACUUAUCAUCCACUUUAUAGAGCUGGACAAUAUUUCACAUUUAUUUUUUCAUUGAUUUCCAUCGGAACAAUCAGUCAUUUUAUUUAUCGAAAACUUGUUUUUUCUCAAUUUCAUCCAAAUUUGAAAUUUCUUCUCAUUUCAUAUUUUUCGACAAUAUUAUUGUGCUCAAUGGUUUUAAUUGUGAUGUUUGUGAGUUAGAAAAAGUAUCGGAAUUUUGGAGAACUCGAGAUUCAAGAAGGACGUUUCUUGAUGGAACUUCCGACCUUUAAAGGUCAGAAGUUUGCCUAAAGUAAUUUAGAAAGUUUUCGGAAUAACAAACUAAUUUUCGGCGGAAAAACAAUAUUUUCGUAUUAUAUGUAGAUCAUAGAGAGAAUUGUAUUGAUCGUUGUUUUUUCAUUUUUCAGAACUUCCGAAAAUCAGAGUGUAAUCUAAUUUACAAAAAUUCACGCACAUUCGAGACCUUUGAUUUUUUCUCACUCUCGACAAAAUUCAAGAAAAGUGAGAAUUUAGAGAAAAAUAUUUCUGAUCUACCAGAAAAAAAUUCGGAAAGUUUGAGGUGGUGAAAAACAAGAGUUCCAAAUUCUGAAACGAUUCCCACCUAACCUGAUUCCUAAAACCCUAAAAAAUCCCAGGGGCAUCAUAUUCUCAAACCAUUCAUGUCAACAUCAAAAUGUGAACUAAUUCUGGAGUUUUCAAUUACAGCAAAAUAGAAAGUCACACAAUUUUAUAGCUUUGAGAAACUCACAUAAUUGGAACACUUCUAGAAAGCAAACACAAAAUUUCAGAUAAUUGUUGAUCUUAUGAUGGUUUACAAUGUAUUUAAAGACGAAGAAUUCACACAAAUUUCAAUAUCAUAUCUCCUAACUCCAAAUACAUCAUCCACUCAAUUAACAACAUUUUUCUGGUUUUUAUUGAGUUUAGAUUUCAUAAACUUCAUCCUAAAUUGCAUACUUUAUAAAAUAAAUAUAAAUCUUGGAAAAAGGUUAGUCAAAAGAAUUUAAUUCGAGUAUUUCCAAAUUUAGAUUUAAUAGAAUCGGCAAAUUAUCAAUUAGAUAUGAAAUGGAAGAAAUUGUGCUCUCAACAAAGUUCACAAUUUGUAUCAUUUUUCUACAUUUUCUAUUCUUCGGUUUUUAUUUAAGCACUAUAAUAUUGAUUCGCACAUGGGGACAAUAUAUUUUUAGCGAUGAAAUAAGUUUGAAAGCUGCCAGAGGAAUAUUUAUCGUAAGUCACAUGUUUUCCCACAGAGAAAAGUUUUCUCAAUAAUUAAUCAUAUUUUUUCUUGUUCACAGACUGUUCCAAUUUAUAACAUGAUUAUUGGAAUUGUUUCCAGUUACUUUUUCAAAGUUAUGAAUUCACAAAAAAAUCGGAAGAUAAAAAAUGUUGUUGGGGUUCGGUAUUCUGGUGAAUUGGGUGCGCAGAAUCAUGAUAUUGCAAUAUUUUCAACGUGGAAUGCGAUUGCGAAAAUGAAAUCUUAA
Messenger RNA from Caenorhabditis angaria, 1551 nucleotides. Lineage: Eukaryota; Metazoa; Nematoda; Chromadorea; Rhabditida; Rhabditidae. The record is from the annotation of a GenBank genome assembly.